GAGCGGACCUCGUCGGGAACUCCACACUGGACCCGUUCGACACCCGGGACCGCUUUCCACUCGUCCUUAACCCGGAGGAUUUUGCACCCAGGGAGGUGAACCGGCGGGAUUGUGGAUGGAUUACGCCGGGCCGGAUGAAGUCUCCCCAGUCGCGGGCAGCCGCUGAGCGGUCGGAGCCGAGUGCGUGAUCGACAUGUUGAGCGCGCGCACGGCGCAUUUGAGCCACGCGGAAUACCUGCAACCGCUCACGGCCGCCCCUGUCACCAUCGAGCUGGAUGCUAAGAAGAGUCCGCUGGCUCUGCUGGCCCAAACAUGCUCGCAGAUCGGAAAGGCGGACCCUCCGGUUUCCUCCAAGGAGAGCACGCCUCGCUCUGGCUUGAAGCGGGGAGAACAGCGCCGCUCCUCGGCAUACGAGUGCAGUUUCAAGCCCUACCACAAAGGGGGCGGGGCUGCCUACAGAGGCGGUGGAGGUGGUGGCAACGAAGUGAGCAGCAGCAUCUUGUCGAAUGAUGUGGAAUUAAGGGUCUUGGGCAGCACUCGCGGGAAUACCGCCAAUGCGGCGUCCUACGCGGCCCGCCCCUUCUCGCCGAGCUGCGGUGAGCAGGGAUCCAGUCAACAGUCGGGUGGCGUGCCGCCCAACCCGCUGGGCUACUCGCCAAAUAGCGAGCAUGAGACUGAAAGCCCGGGCAGCACGAGUAGCGGCUGUUGUGGGGGCGGUGGACAGUCCAAAAAAGACAUUGACGCAAGCAGGCCGACCUCGGAGGGUCCUCACCUCGCCAACUCUGCCCACGCCCGAGCUGGCGCCAACUGCAUCACGGGCAGCUCCGACAGUGGCAACGCGGAGUCCGGCCCGGGAGGCCUGAGGCCAAUUUCUCCCUACAAGGCGGCUCACCCUCUCUUCCCCGUGCUCCCGUCUAACGUGGUCUACCACGGCUCGGUGGUGGGCGCCCAUGCCGGCUACCCGUCUCCGUUGAUUCCCAAGCACCCCAUCUCCAGCCCUCUCACGGGGGCCUCGCCGCCGUCUUUCAUGCAGGGCAUGUGCCGGGACCCCUACUGCCUCAGCUGCCCGAGUGUGCCCCACAUGAGCAGUAACCUCCGCAUCCACGAGCCCUCCAGCCUCAAGUCCAGCUUCCCAUUGGUGUAUGCCCCUCACCCGACGCACCCCCUCUACUCCUGCAUACUCCCGAGCGACCUCCUCCCCCACACAUGCAAUUGGGAGUCAGCUAGGGGUCCGUGCGACAAGCGCUUCACCGCGUCCGACGAGCUGCUGGCUCACCUCCGGGAGCACGCAGCCCUAGCCGUCGAGGCGGACCCCAAGGCGCCGUCCUCGGGACCCGCUCUUUGUCACUUGCACCUGCCCCACAUGAGCAGUCCGGUGGGCUCCCUCCGUGCGCCGCACAGUCUGGCAUUCCCUCGCUAUCACCCCUACAGUAAUAAGGUCUAUUUGCCGCCUGGACCCUCUGCCGUCUCCUUGCACUCUCUGCCCGCCACAGGCCCAUACUACCCGCACUAUGCGUUCUACAACCAAAGACUGGGACCCGCAUCCACUAUGGGCUACCAAUGACGCCUUUUUUUUCGGCCUCGUUGGCUAAUGAAAUCCAUGUAUACGACUUCAACACUUGGGCCCCCAAUGCAAUUGGAAUGUAACAGCAAAAAGUGAAAACAAAUCCUCAGAAUCAGAAUCAUCUUUAUUUGCCAAGUAUGUCCAAAACACACAAGGAAUUUGUCUCCGGUAGUUGGAGCCGCACGAGUACAACAGAUUCUCUCUGGGAUUUACUCGCACCUAGCCUCCCAGUGAAACAUAAGAAACUUUAAACACCACACCUUGAGUUACCAGAUUGAGGAUAACUCAUAAAUGCAGCAAUUAUGUUAAGCAUGCCACGAUACACUUAACAGUGGUUAGCAUUAGCAUCACGUUUGGGGCCCAGAUAGAUUUGUUGCCGUUAAUGUUACAAUGAUGGUUUGGUGGGUCUUCUCUUAUUGGUUACAAGAAUGUAAACAGGAAGGUUAGAGAUUUACUUUAGUACUCAGAACAUUUCAACCUGUACGCUACAUUUUAAGGCAGUUGAAUCUGUACUGAAUAAGUACUUGUAGUUCUACUUAAGUACCUCUGCAUGUGACCAAUAAGAGAAGACGGUGAAGUCACGUUUUGUUGUGAUGCAUUUUUUUCAUUUUUAUCAUUAUGAACACCAAUCAUGGUGAUGGCCCCACACCGAUUGUCCAAUCCCGUCACGUCUCUCGGAACGCACGAGACAUUUUUGCGCCAUGGGUUGUAUUUUGUUAAAUAAAUCAGAUUU
Phycodurus eques (leafy seadragon) is the source of this 2297-nucleotide messenger RNA. Its product is annotated as zinc finger protein 703-like. The record is from RefSeq and is a predicted model, not a curated record. The coding region runs from base 194 to 1564 and encodes 456 amino acids. Lineage: Eukaryota; Metazoa; Chordata; Actinopteri; Syngnathiformes; Syngnathidae. Gene Ontology annotation, cellular component: nucleus. The transcript is spliced from 2 exons. Gene Ontology annotation, biological process: negative regulation of DNA-templated transcription.